GAAAAAGAUCAGCCGCGCUCCGCUGCACUGCCCCGAGGAUGGUGGCCGGGUCUCCUGCACUGCUCCUCCUGCUCAGCCUGGGGCUCUGCUGCACCGGUGCCCAGGGACACAGGGAUGCAGUGGUGGUCAGGUUUCUCAACAGGAGCAUCAUACAGCCCCAGAAGGGACAGAGGCUGGAGCUGAACUGCAUGAGAAACAAUGACUCCUGGAAAGUAUCCUGGAUCCGCCUGGACAAGAGUGGGAAUGUUCACUUCAUUCUCUCCAGUUACAAUACGAACACCACCACAUUUAAUGGGGGUGAGAGAACAUCUCCACACUUUGAGGCAUCAUGGAGAGUCAGCACCUCUACGCUGGUUGUGAAAUCCUUCAGGGCAGAAGAUGAGGGGAUCUACUUCUGUGUCAACUACAUCACCCCGGUGUUGCACUUCAGCUCUGGACAACCUGCCUUCCUCCCAGCAGUCGCAUCAAGAACUUCACCCACCACACUCACUGCCUACAAUCAGAGCAGCCAGGUUACCAAGAAGGACAUCUCCCAGCACAGUUCAGGCCCAGGAGCAAGCCAUGAGAACAUGCUGCAUUUCUGCUCUGAUAUAGUCAUGUGGACUAACCUGGCCUGUGCCUGCCUUCUGCUCCUCACUGCCAUAACCAUCACCAUCACGCACUGCCAAAGACCAAGCUCACCGUAAGCAAGCAGUGCUGCAACGCUGCUCAGCAGAAGGCACACAGGCAUCCGCCACAAGCACCGCACUGAUACCAUCAAUAACACAAACAGCUGCCCUGAUGGAGAGUGGGCAUUUGGCUGAUCCUUCUCUGCCCAUUCAGCAAUCACACCCAAAACUCAGCUCUCAGACCCCAAGCUACCUCUCACUUCUGAAGACUUCCAGAUUAAACGCUUCUAAUUCUUAAUGCUCA
Messenger RNA from Gallus gallus (chicken), 912 nucleotides. RefSeq names its product T-cell surface glycoprotein CD8 alpha chain-like. NCBI's taxonomy places the organism in Eukaryota, Metazoa, Chordata, Aves, Galliformes, Phasianidae. The transcript has 5 exons. The record is from RefSeq and is a predicted model, not a curated record. The coding region runs from base 39 to 686 and encodes 215 amino acids.